This is a messenger RNA of Rhincodon typus (whale shark), 1027 nucleotides long. RefSeq names its product histone H1-like. Lineage: Eukaryota; Metazoa; Chordata; Chondrichthyes; Orectolobiformes; Rhincodontidae. The transcript has a single exon. The record is from RefSeq and is a predicted model, not a curated record. The coding region runs from base 170 to 1018 and encodes 282 amino acids. Gene Ontology annotation, molecular function: structural constituent of chromatin; DNA binding. Gene Ontology annotation, biological process: nucleosome assembly. Gene Ontology annotation, cellular component: nucleosome.
CGGAGGCUGAAAUAGAGAUAGAGCAACCGACCGAGACACUGGGAGCGGCACAAGAGAGCGAGAGCGGGCAAGAGCUGAAACCGCCCUUUUACCCUCUUGGGUCCUUUCUCUUCCUCGAGACCCUUCUCUCUUUUUUUCUUUCCCAACAGCUCCAUCCUAAACCGCGAGCAUGACCGACAGCAGCCAGAAGGUGGAAGACGUGGCGGAUCUGAGCGUCGACAAGGCAAUCGCCCGCAAGAAGAAGCAGUACCCGCCGCUCCGCUCCCCGCAGCGCCGUAAGAAGACGGGCCCCACCGUCACCCAGCGUAUCCUGCAGGUAGCUGCCGCCACCAAGGAGCGGCGCGGCAUCUCUCUGCCCGCCCUCAAGAAGGCUCUGUCGGCCAAGGGCUACGACGUGAGCCGCAAUAACACGCGGAUCAACCAAGCGGUGAAGAACCUGGUCCGCAACGGCUCCUUGGUGCAGACGGCGGGCAUCGGGGCUUCGGGCUCGUUCCGCUUCAACCGUUCUCGCACCCGCGCUGAUACUCCGGCGCUGGGCUUAGGGGGACCGGGAGUACAAGGCGGCGGCAGCACUCUUGCCGCGGCUGCCGCCUCGGCCAAGGAGGAAACCGGUGGCGGCGCCGCCUCCGCCCUCAAGAAGAAAACUUCGACCGCCAAAGCUACAGCGACCUCGUCCAAGAAGUCAACUCACGUCAAGAGCUCGGCCACCAAAAAGGGACGAGGGGCGGCCGUUGCCAAGCGGCGGAAAGCGGCGUCUGCCAAGCACAGAAAGGCGACGCCAUCGGCUCGUCGCAAGCUCAAGGCCACCGCCCGGCGACCCAACCGUGGCGCAGCCGGUAGAGCGGCGCGUCUUUACCGCAAGAACAAGCCGCUCCGCCUCGGCGGUGGCAGGAAGGGGGUGUCUGGGCCAAACAUGCGGCGCCGGCGGCCGCCCGGAGGUAAACCCAAAAGACCGGUAGGGCGCCCGAGGAAAUACUCGACCUUCGCGGCCAAGAGAAGCUGCUACUCCCGGCGGUAAACAAGUUGA